Pocillopora meandrina is the source of this 1298-nucleotide messenger RNA. NCBI's taxonomy places the organism in Eukaryota, Metazoa, Cnidaria, Anthozoa, Scleractinia, Pocilloporidae. The record is from the annotation of a GenBank genome assembly.
GCCGUAGAGGCGCUUCUUGCGACUACUCACGUUGCUACAAGUGUGGAAAACUUGGGCACUGGGCUAAAGACUGCAGAUUCAUGUUCUGGCCAGGAAGUUACCAGUUUCCCAACUACAAUACUUACCCUGGACUCUCCUACAACAAGCCAGCCGGAGGCCAUUCAUCUCAAUACCAAUCAAAGCAGUGAAGAGUUGGCACAGGUAGAAGAACUUGGCACAGGUAGAAGAAAUCGUACAGAAAUACGAACUUGAAAGCGGACAGUCUUUAACCGUUAAGGGUAAUUUGAAGAAAAAUCUAGGGUUUUGGAGAUCUAUUGGUGCUCCAAAUUUCAUUUUGACUAUUAUUGAAAAGGGCUACAAAUUACCAUUUGCUAGCCUUCUAUUAGCUGUAAGGCUAAAGAAUAAUAAGUCUGCUCGACUUCAUGCUAAUUUCGUUGACCAAGCUGUUCUUGAGUUAGUUAAUUCAGGUCGGGUUUGUAGGGUUGAUAAGCAACCUUUCAUUGUCAACCACUCAUCAGUAUCUAUUCAGCCAUGUGGCAAAAAGAGAUUAAUUCUUGAUUUACGUCACGUUAACAGGUCCCUAAUUAAACAAAGAAUCAAAUACGAGGAUUGGAAAAUUGCUAUGGCUUAUUUUGCCAAGGAUUCGUUUUCUUUUGACUUGAAAAGUGGCUAUCACCAUAUCGAAAUUUCGCAGGAUCACCAAACGUUUUUGGGGUUUUGUUGGCGUGCUCCAGAUUCCAAUAACGAAGUAUUUUACGUUUUCACCGUUCUUUCGUUUGGUUUGUCUACAGCUCCCUAUAUUUUCACAAAGCUUCUUAAACCUUUAGAGAAACAUUGGAGAAUACAAGGUACUUGCAUAGCUAUUUUUUUAGAUGAUGGUUGGGCGAUAGUUCAGGACAAAGAAGGUUGUCUUCUUAAGGCCCAAACCGUAAGGCAGGACUUGUAUGGUGCGGGUUUUGUAGUGAAAGAAGAGAAAUCGGUAUGGGAACCUACUCAAAUUUUGGACUGGUUAGGUAUAACCUGGAAUUCUUUAUUGGGUUCUAAGAAUUGUAGAGAGAAGAAUUACUAAGAUUACCAACACAAUAGAUCGUAUUAUUGAGGCCGAUUUUAAACUUUCUGCUAGAGCGCUGGCUUCUUUCACGGGUCAAAUUAUCUCUACUGCGCCUGUGGUUGGAAACAUUGGUAGGAUAAUGACCAGACAUUGCGUUAUGUCGACCUUGUGUGUAGAUAAUUGGGAUUCAGUAUUUUGUCUUGAUGAUUAUUGCAAAGAGGAAUUAUAUUUUUGGAAAGAUAAUUUG